CUCUUGGUUGCAGCAUCGAAAUCGAACCUAAUCGUGGACAUCGAGCCAAAACGCCAGACCGCUGUGCGACUCGGCGAGAGCCUUCAAAUUUUGUGCAGAGUGGGAAGACCACUUCGGGUCUGCCGCGUGGAAAUACCUGGCGAGGAAGGUGGCAUGGUGUUGUCCAAGGGACAACCGCCCGAGGAUGGUAUCGAGUACUAUGGCGAAGGUACCGAGGCGGGCCAAUGUGGCGUUCGCAUCGCCAAGAUCAAGGAGAGUCACGACGGAGUUUUCAAGUGCACUCUCACGACCACCGAUAGUCGAGCGGAGGCACAGGCAUCCAUGACGAUCAUCGUAGCCAAACCGCCGAAUAACCCGGAGCUUCAAACGAGUCCAGGGUCCGACGGAAGGAACAUAUACAGAAAAGGGGAAAAACUGGAAGUGAGUUGUAGCGCGCCAGCCGGACGACCAGCGGCCAACGUUUCUUUGUUCCUCGACGACGAGCCGAUCGGCAACGAGGAAAGACCGACGAUUUACGACUCGAACGUGGACGACAACUCGCUGGCCGUGCAGAACGCGUCCCGUAUCUUGGACUGGACGGACAAUGGCAAGGUCCUUCGAUGCGUCGCCUGCCACAUUGCCCUCGACCGGCCUAAGGAAACGACCAUGCAACUGCAAGUCUACUAUCCUCCUCAACCGCAGCCAACCAUCGAGCGUUUCGGAUACGUAAUUGGACGACAGGGGGUCGUGAACGUGACCGUUUACGCAAAUCCUAGGCCGCGUUUCUUAUGGCGAGUGAACAACGAAGUGAUCAACGAGGGUCGUCCAGACGAAAGCAACCGACUCGAGACCUCGACCGCCACGGAUUUGGGAAGAGGAGCGUGGAGCGUGAUUCUAACGAUCGACAGCGUACAAAAGUCCGACACGGAGAAGGACUACGUCCUGGAAGCCCGUAACGGCGAAGGGGCUUACGAAUAUCGUAUCAUUUUGUCGACAGCCACAGAACCCGCAGGCGUCGAUUUAGAUGCUGGCUCUAUCAUCGGCAUCGUCGUCGGAGCCCUGGUGCUACUUCUCAUCGUUUUCAUACUAAUUUUUGCUCGCGCGACUGGACGCUGGUGCUUCGCAGGUAACACGACGUCUAGGAACCUCGGCGAGUCGAGAUCGGACAGAAUCCGAGACAUAGCGGAUCCGGCAGCGAGCGUUAGUCUACUUCGUUUUGAGAAAUCGAAAACCGCAGACGAAACCGAUAGGCGAAGAAGUGAUACGGAAAGUGCCGGCCGCUACUCCAGAACGGAAGUCGACGGACCUCGAGGUGAACGGAAAUCGAGGAUCAGUCUGUCCCGCCUCUUUAAACGGAACAAGGACAAAGUGUCUGGCGCGGACACGGACACCAUGAGAACAGUGGUCACAGUCGACGACGAAAAGCUUCAGACCGGGGUGCCAACUGCUCAAGAAACUAAACCGAAUCCUGCUACGGGCGAGGGAGGAAUAGUUUACGCGGAAUUAGACUUGACGCAGCAGCAGCAGAGCGGUCCACCUCGUCGUUUAGCCGAGGACAAAACGGAAUACGCCGAAAUUUUGUACACGAAACCAGCGACGGAGGAACAGCAGGAGACAGCCAACGAAUAAGAAAACCAGCCAGUUCGCACAAGAAGGCGUAACAAUAAUCGCCAUUGCAAAACAAUCAAACGUUUUACGUUUUCUCCGAUCGUUGCCGGAUCCUUUUCACCGUAAUAUGAAGCCAUUGUGUCACUUGAAAUUUGUACGGUUCAAUUAAUUUCUAACGUGUGCGAAUUUUUGUAAUGACGAAAGGUUAUUACACCACUAAGGAUAUCAUAUAAUAAACACGGUUUUUACGUUUAACUGAAAAGGAUCUCGCGAUCUACUUGUCGGUCCCCAUUUUUUACGAGUUACUUCGUAGGUUACAUUAGAGAAUUUCCAAUCCGCGAGAAAAUAUGAUGAUCGAGAACGUUUCAACAGGUAAUUAUCUAUGAAAGUAUCUCUUCCGACAAUUGACUUUGAUUUUUCCCAAAAUGUCGAUUUUUGCAAAUAUCGAAACGAUAUCGGGAGGCUUCGAAGAGACAAUCGGCUCGAUUUCUAGAACAACGCAAUGCCUCAAAUUUUUUUCAUCGUACGAUUCGUACGAUUCAGCGAGAGCAAGUAUAAACCAAUGUUAGUCUCCAACCGAUACUCGUCCAUUUUCGCGCGCAAAAUCGAGACACGCAAGUUGAAGUUGGUGCAUGCAGAAUAAGAGAUACCUCGCGCGAAGAAAUAAGAACAAAAUGGCCGUGAAAUAAGAACAAAAUGAUAGCAGGUUUUCUCAGGACUUGAUGCAAACGAUCAAUGACAAUUUCUAUCAAAAUAAUAUUAUAAGAUCAAAAAUAGUAAGAAUAACGUUAAACAGUGGCAAUCCAAAAAUUGUUGGACAUUUUCCUCGUGAGAAAAUUUGAAUCUGUCUUAUACGGAAUACGCAAAACUUCUGUUAACUGUAUUUUCGCACGUUUUGCAUCUAUGGUGAUCGAACGUCAGGCGACCGAUUUGCAUCAGGUCCUCGAAAUCAAAUGCAAAAGUCAGAAGUCAGAGUCAGAGUUUCCACGUACUUAAAUCCUCCUUGUUAAUACCGUCGUCGCGCGUUUAAAUGUAAUCUGUAAAUGUAACAUUUGUGUAUCGUGCGUGCUGUUCGUUUGAAAGUCGCUUGAAAAUGUUCGCUACCUACGAGCUGCUGUUGAAUAAUGCGUACAAGAUUCAAGACGGAAUCGUUUAUCGAAUUUUACGAAAGUUGAAGCACAAAGUGAAAGCUAUGAAAGUAAAUUGUUGACAGCUGAAAUAAAUAAAACGCGCGAGUUUUCACUCGGCGCGUUUCUCAGCCCCCGUUAAAUUUCAUUCAACGUUUAACAAUAUUUUACACUUCGCAAUAGAAGGUCAUUGUACUAAGUUAAUCUGAACGGUGAACGAACCAAGCUGCUUUAAAACUGCGUUUGUCUAUCGUGAAUUUUCGUAUGCUUGAACGAUAAUAUAUUAUACGUUACAGACACUUUACUAAUUUCGUACCGCUAACAAACGUGUAUUCACACGAUCGUGAGAAUUGUUAUAACAGUGUUCUAACAUUAAUUAAUUAAUAUUACGAAUAUUUGUAUAAUUCUUUUUAUAAAAAUUAGUUGUACCUUAUCAUCGCUAAAAAAAAGAAAAAAAAAGAAAAAAAAAACACUUGAAAUUCGUGUCAUUUUUAAGCUGAAGACCAGUGUCAUUAUCAUCGUAGAUAAAAUAAUCUCGUUUUUUUUCUUUUUAAACAAAUAAACGUCCAUUAUACUUAUGUGUCAUUGUAUUGUAAAGUUUUAAUGUUAAUAUUAAUUGCCGUCCGCCAUUGAACUUUCUUAUUAAUUUGUACGUAUUUUUGUCAAAUAAAUUACA
Molecule: messenger RNA, 3390 nt
Organism: Frieseomelitta varia
Lineage: Eukaryota; Metazoa; Arthropoda; Insecta; Hymenoptera; Apidae
Gene: Fas3
Product: fasciclin-3
Exons: 10
Source: RefSeq, a predicted model, not a curated record